Pecten maximus is the source of this 1452-nucleotide messenger RNA. RefSeq lists its product as uncharacterized. Lineage: Eukaryota; Metazoa; Mollusca; Bivalvia; Pectinida; Pectinidae. The transcript has a single exon. Bases 1 to 1452 code for a protein of 483 amino acids. The record is from RefSeq and is a predicted model, not a curated record.
AUGGCGAUAGUCCCAGUUAGAAUUCGCUUGCGUGAUAAACCUCAUAGUAUAGAGACAUACGCAUUCUUGGAUACAGGUAGUAGCGCUUCGUUUUGCACCGAGACAGUUAUGAAACAGCUUGGAGCUAGAGGUAAGAAGACACAGCUUACACUGAGUACAAUGGGUGAGCCAUUUAUCAUGAACACAUUUUCCAUCAGUGGACUGCAAGUAAGUGACAUUGACUCGGAAAAUGCUAUUGAUCUUCCGCGAGUGUUCACGAAGGAGAAAAUGCCCGUGUCUAAGAAGCACAUCCCAACACAAGCAGAGGUGUCAAGGUGGGAACACUUAGCAAAGGUUUCACUAGCUGAGCCUAACUGUGAGAUAGGUUUGAUGAUUGGCAGCAACGUACCAGAUGCCUACUCGCCUAUUGAGAUACUUGCAGGCCCUAGUGGAUCACCACAUGCUACAAGAACUAAGCUUGGAUGGGUGGUCUGGAAUGUUCUUCGAGAAAGCGGUACUAUACAAGUCAACAGAGUUCACAUUCAGGAUGAGUCUGGAGAAGACAUCGAAGACAUGGUUAAGAGAUCUAUGAACCCCGAUUUCCCUGAGCGUCUUAUUGACGAUAGAAAAGAAAACUCCAGGGAGGACAAACAAUUUUUGGAUAUGGCUGAAAACUCUAUUUAUAAGGAUGGAGAACAUUACUGCGUUUCGUUGCCAUUUCGUAACAAGGUCACUAUUUUGCCUGAUAACUCGGUAAUGGCUAAACGGAGAUUACGCAGCAUUGAGAACAGGUUCAAGGCAGAUCCCAAGUUCAAAGAAGAUUACACUGCCUUCAUGGAAAAACUGUUGGAGAAAGGUCAUGCUGAACCAGCACCUGUGGGAUUUGACAAAGGAAAGGUCUGGUACAUUCCUCAUCAUGGUGUAUACCACAAGAAAAAGAACAAGAUUCGAGUGGUGUUUGAUUGCUCUGCGCGAUAUCAAGGUGUCUCCCUUAACGACAACUUACUCCAGGGACCUGACCUUACAAACAAUCUUCUUGGUGUGUUGAUGCGAUUCCGGGAGGAACCAGUGGCUGUCAUUGGAGACAUUGAAGCGAUGUUCUAUCAGGUGAAAGUCCCAGUAAAUGAAAGAGACUAUCUGCGAUUUUACUGGUGGCCCAACGGGAAUACUGCGAAUGAGCCAAGGAGCUACAGGAUGACGGUUCACCUGUUUGGAGCCUCAUCAUCUCCCAGUGUUUGCAACUUUGCUCUUCAGAAAACUGCAGAGGACAGUCAAAAACGGUUUCCCCAAGAAGUUCAGGACACACUGAAAAGAAAUAUGUAUGUCGAUGACUGUCUGACCUCCGUUGCUACAGAGAAGAAGGCGAUUAGUCUUAUACAUGAUGUGACUCAAAUGUGUAAAUCCGGAGGAUUCCGACUUACCAAAUGGACGAGUAACAGUGAUGAUGGUUGUGGAAUCUAUUCCAGAGGGUGA